AUGUUUUUUUUCAACGGUCGAAUACGUAAUCCAAAUAUAAUACCGAUAGUUGUGUCUGAUCGAUCAUAUACACAUAAACUAGGUCAUUCAUGUAUUAUUGCUGGUUGUCUAUCGAUUAUCAUUGGACUUAGCUUUAUUAUAACUGGUGUUAUGUCCGAAACAAAAAAAACAACAUUUAUUGGUAUUGGCAUUAUAAGUUUAGGUGUCGGUUUCUUUAUUACAACACUUGUAUGCUUUUAUGCUAAAUUAAAUAUAUGUUAUCAUAAUUGGGCUUAUGGACAAAAUGUUGUACCACUUAAUAUUCAAAAUCCUCAACAAGCAACAACAAGUACUAUAUCAAUGGGUCCUUAUACAGAAUCACUUUCAGUAACACAAAAAAUACAAUCGAGAAUUCCUUUUUCAACAUCAUCACCAAUGACAAUGUUAUCGGAUCUAGAAAUAAAUAAAGUUAUAAUAGCACGAUCAAUAAAGAUCGAUAAGACAACGAUGAGUACCGAUAAUAUAACUUAA
This is a messenger RNA of Rotaria sp. Silwood1, 510 nucleotides long. The record is from the annotation of a GenBank genome assembly. NCBI's taxonomy places the organism in Eukaryota, Metazoa, Rotifera, Eurotatoria, Philodinida, Philodinidae.